AUGGCUUCCCCCACUAUCAAGCUGAACAGCGGACAUAACAUGCCCCUCGUUGGGUUUGGUCUCUGGAAAGUGAACAAUGACACCUGUGCCGACCAGGUCUACGAAGCUAUCAAGGCCGGAUACCGUCUCUUUGACGGUGCUUGCGACUAUGGCAACGAAGUAGAAUGCGGCCAAGGCGUCAAGCGCGCACUUGAGGAGGGUCUCGUGAAGCGCGAGGAACUCUUCAUCGUUUCGAAACUCUGGAACAGCUUCCACGAAGGCGACCGCGUCGAGCCCAUCUGCCGCAAGCAGCUAUCCGACUGGGGUGUUGACUACUUCGACCUGUACAUCGUGCACUUCCCCAUCGCCCUCAAGUACGUGGACCCAGCCGUGCGCUAUCCUCCCGGGUGGAUGUCUGAGUCAGACAAGUUGGAAUUCAGCUCCGCCACGAUCCAGGAAACCUGGGCAGCGAUGGAAUCUCUCGUCGACAAGAACCUUACCCGCAGCAUCGGGGUAAGCAACUUCAGCUCGCAACUUCUCAUGGAUCUCCUGCGUUAUGCGCGCGUGCGCCCGGCGACCCUGCAGAUCGAACACCAUCCGUAUCUCACCCAGCCCCGAUUGGUCGAGUAUGCCCAGAAGGAAGGAAUCGCCGUCACGGCAUAUUCGUCUUUCGGGCCGUUGAGUUUCCUAGAGUUGGAGGCCAAGCGAGCGCAAACCACGCCGCCGCUGUUUGAGCAUACAACGGUCAGGUCCAUUGCCGAGAGAUAUGGGAAGACUCCGGCGCAGGUACUCCUGCGGUGGGCUACGCAGCGUAAUAUCGCUGUUAUUCCGAAGUGUAAUAAUCCGGCGAGGUUAGCUCAGAAUCUGGCUGUUACGGGGUGGGAUCUCGAUCAGAGUGAGCUGGAGGCGAUUGGCUCGUUGGAUAUUGGAUUGCGGUUUAACGAUCCUCCCAGCUAUGGUAUCUACGCUCCGAUCUUCUAG
Molecule: messenger RNA, 960 nt
Organism: Aspergillus tanneri
Lineage: Eukaryota; Fungi; Ascomycota; Eurotiomycetes; Eurotiales; Aspergillaceae
Gene: XYL1
Product: aldo/keto reductase
Exons: 3
Coding region: 1-960 (319 amino acids)
Biological process (GO): D-xylose catabolic process
Cellular component (GO): cytosol
Molecular function (GO): D-xylose reductase (NADPH) activity
Source: RefSeq, a predicted model, not a curated record